AUUGACACGCUUUAUGUUAUUUGGCAUAAAGGCAGUACAAACUGUUUUACUAUUACUUCUCUUCAUGAGUCCUAUUCGUUUGAUUCCACUUGAGUGUGUUUGUUUAUUAGGUCAGGAUACAGGUGAUUUUUGAAUCUCAGAAAAUGCCGAUUUUAGUAAAGGAUUUCACUUGGACCCAAACAAUGGAUACGUUACACAUACGUAUACCAAUAAGCCCUGUGUUCAAGGAAAAAGUUGAUAUUUUUACCUUUGAUUCAUACGUUAAAAUACAUUUCAGUCCUUUCCUAUUCGAAGUAUUUCUCUUACACGAUAUUGACAACGACAAGAGUAAAUGUUUGGUAAAAGAUGAUAUUAUAAUUCUAGAUUUAGUUAAAAUUGACAGUUGUAAUUGGGAGAAUUUAGAGAAAGAAUUGACCAAACCUGAAAAAAUGAAACUAAAACAAGAAAUCUUGGAAAAAAGUCAAGCGAAAGCCAAACAGGAGGCUGAGGACAAACAUAUAAAGAAAACUCAAUUAGAUAGAUUCACAGUCCAACGAGCUAUGGACAUAGACACGAUGCAACAUAACUUGAUGGAAUCUAGAAGAGACAAUGAAAGAAAAUCGGCUAUGGAUGCCCUGGAAAAUUGGAGAGUGACUUCAGUGAAUAAAACUAACAAUUUUAAAGAAGAAACAAACAAAACGAGCUCCGGAGUUAAAAUAGUUGAACUACCUCCGUCAGACGAUGAAGAAGAUAAGAAAAAAGCUGUAACAACAGUUAAAAAAGUGAAUAAACAGUCUCUACAGAAGAAGCCAGUUAAGACACCAGUAAGGUCAGAGUAUAUUGAAAAGAAGAAGGAAGAAACGGCAAAGCGUGUUCUGCCAAAACUAAGAGAGGCAGGAGAGUUGAUAAUCACGCACACACCGAGAACAUUUCCGACUCCUAGUCGCGAGUCCACAGCUUUAGAGGAAGAAACAUGGCUCAAAAACGUUACAAUGGCAAGGAGAGCUACAGGGUUUGUCUCCGAGGAUCUUCGUCCAGAAGAGCAAGAUCCCCAGUGGUGUAAAGAGAAAGGUGACGAGUUCUUCCGUAAUGGAAAUUUCUUGGGUGCUAUCAGUGCGUACACGCACGGUAUUACGCUGUCCGACAAGUUGCCUAGCUUGUUUGCGAACAGAGCAGCCACACAUUUUGCCCUUGGAAAUUUUAACAAAUGCCUGAACGAUUGUUCCACGGCCCUGGAUCUGAUGAAGCCACAUUGCGAAGGCAAUCGUCGAAGCCGCGGGAAAUGUAUAGCUCGCCGCGCGGCCGCGCUUGUUAGAUUAGGCUACCUGAGCAAAGGCAUCGAUGAAAUGAAAGCAGCUGUUAAACUACUGCCCGAGGACGAGGAUAUAAAGAAAGACUUGUAUGAUAUGGAGAGAGCGUGGGAGCAGAAUCCUGAUUCUGAUUAGGCUUAAAGGCUGUUUUCUUUCGCGUCCUUUAUGUAAUGAAAGAAAUAAGUUUAUCUUUGGGUGAAUGAAUACAAUUAACGACAAUAAAUGAUUUAAAUGAUAUAAUUGCAAACGCCCUUCUGUGGUCCAUUUGUCCACUGCACUAGCUGUUUAAAAUAUGUAUGACCAAAUUGUAUAUCAGAGUUA
Messenger RNA from Amyelois transitella, 1610 nucleotides. RefSeq names its product dynein axonemal assembly factor 4. Bases 144 to 1424 code for a protein of 426 amino acids. The record is from RefSeq and is a predicted model, not a curated record. Lineage: Eukaryota; Metazoa; Arthropoda; Insecta; Lepidoptera; Pyralidae. Gene Ontology annotation, biological process: inner dynein arm assembly; outer dynein arm assembly; cilium movement. The transcript is spliced from 3 exons. Gene Ontology annotation, molecular function: protein binding.